Scophthalmus maximus (turbot) is the source of this 1916-nucleotide messenger RNA. Its product is annotated as zinc-binding protein A33. Gene Ontology annotation, molecular function: zinc ion binding. The record is from RefSeq and is a predicted model, not a curated record. NCBI's taxonomy places the organism in Eukaryota, Metazoa, Chordata, Actinopteri, Pleuronectiformes, Scophthalmidae.
GCUCCUCCUCCCCUUACACAGAAACCAGGAAGAAGUGAAAAGAAGCCAGCUGUCGUUCAUGCGCUUCCCAAAGAAAAACCAAGUAAGACGCAUUUAGGCCGCAUGUAACUUAUGGUAUGUAUAUACAUAUAGUUGACAGAGGAUCCGCGGAUGCUUAUUGAUACUAAGUUGAGCUAAAACCAGAGAAACUGCAGCGCUGGCUGAACAAAUACGAGUGAGUGUGUGCAAACGAAAGUAAACUGGCUCACUGACACCGAGUGCGCACAGGGAAACAACGGACCACAGAGCCGACGGAAUGGCUUCCAAUGUGUCACAGUCUGAGGAGGUUUGCACCUGCCCCGUGUGCUGUGACAUAUUCAAAGACCCCGUCGUCCUGCUGUGUGGCCACAGCUUCUGCAGGCUCUGUCUGCAGGCGUGGUGGCGACAGAGCGGCCAGCAGACGUGCCCCGUGUGCAAGGAGCUCUUCCCCAUGCGCCAUCAGCCGCCGGCGCGUAAUUUGGCACUGAGGGACCUGUCCGACACCUUGAGGCAGGACCGGAGCCAGAGGGCCACGUCGGGGGCCACGUCGGGGGCCACGCAGCUGUGCGGCGUGCACAGCGAGAAGCUCAAGCUCUUCUGCGAGGACGACCAGCAGCUCGUCUGUGUGAUCUGUAGGGAUGCGCAGAAGCACAAGAAGCACAACUGCGUGCCCAUCGACGAAGCUGCAGAAGAGCACAGGACCAAACUCAGGGUGGAGCUGAUGCAUUUGAAGAGCAAGCUGGGAUCCUUCCAAACACAAAAACUCAACGGCAAUAAGAUGGCCAGCCACCUCAAGGUACGCUAAUACAUAAGAGCUCAUGGAGGCAGUCAGCAACCUACUAGUGUCAUCAUCUUUUUUCAUUUUCUUCCCCCCAAUCGUCAAUGCGUCAAUCUGAACGCAGAGAUCUCUACGCUCGCAGACAAGAUCAAAACCCUCCAUCGGGAGCUUAAAUCUGAGGACUUCACAUUCAUGCUGAAUUUCAAAUCCACUUCGGAGCGAUCCCAGUGCAACCUGUCAGAGCCACUGACUCCAUCGCAGGCCCUGAUCGAUGAGGGCAAACAUGUAGGAAACCUGCUGUUCACAGUUUGGAAGAAGAUGAAGCAUAAAAUCAAAUUCACCCCUGUAAUUCUGGACCCAAAUUCCAGUGGCACACAACUGAUUCUAUCCGAGAAUUUGACUCGUGUGUCAGAGAGUGAGAAGGCUCAGCAGCUUCCUAAGAACCCAGAGAGAAAAGGGGGCUUCGUUGUUCUUGGCCAUGGCGGCUUUAGCUCUGGGAAACACAGCUGGGAUGUGGAGGUGGCUGGUGUGUGGGCCACUGGUGUGGCUGCGACAACCAAGCAUGUAUCCCCAGCACUGAUCUGGGGCAUAUACCUGUAUGGUAUUGGAGGAGAGCUGUGCGAACUUCUUACUGAUAAAGCCAUACGUUCCACAAGAGAUUUAUUACUCACAAAAAUCAGAGUGCAGCUAGAUUAUGACCAAGGCACACUGACUUUUUUCGACCUUGAUAGGAAAAGACUCAUACACGUCAUCAAACACACUUUCACAGAGCCAGUUUUUCCAUAUUUCCAUGGGACUGUGAAAAUCGUUCCAGCUGAAGUGUCAGUGGGGAUAAGACAACCCAAAUAAACACUCUGCAUCACUGCAGAACAUGAUGCAACCCUUUCUCCAAGAAAUUGUAUGUACAGUUAUAAAACACCUGCUUUUUUCAUUCAAUUUUCCAAUAAGCCAAUAAAGUGGCAGCAGCGAAGUGCAUACAGUACAAUCCUGCAGGCAGAAGCUUUUAGCCUUACGUUAACAGCAAAUGUCAGAAUGGGGCAUACAUGUGAUCUCUCAUCCAUUUUCUACCAACAGAGAACUGGUUCCAUGUAUGUAAUAAAUAAACAACAUGCCGCUCUGA